Molecule: messenger RNA, 936 nt
Organism: Soboliphyme baturini
Lineage: Eukaryota; Metazoa; Nematoda; Enoplea; Dioctophymatida; Soboliphymatidae
Source: the annotation of a GenBank genome assembly
CCGGAGGACACCCACACCAAAAUCCCGCAGCCCGACGGACCGCCCGACCAACGCCCUCAACUCGGCCCCCCUCGGAGCCUCCCUGGGCACCGGCACUUCAGGCCUGCCCUGCUCCCAGGACCAAACCCUAACCCUAGGUGGCGUGUUCCGGACCCGGACCCCAGAGGCCUGCCACCCAAUUCCUCCCGUGCGUGGCGGCCUCCGACUGCCGGCCGGACUCAGCCUCUCAGCCAGGAGCCCACGCUUGCAUCGGGUGCAGUCUCCUGCCCUCGGAGUGGUGGGAAACAGCAUGCUCCCUUGAGGCCAUUGCCGCUCUCUUGGCCCCUGCAGGCCCCAAACCCAGGGCCCGAGGAGCCUCCUGAGUCCCGCCCUCAAGUCAGGCCCGGGCCGAGCCCGAACCCUAAGCCUCAACCUGCCCCGAAGCCCAGCCUGGGUGCUCAGGCUUCCGGCCGCAGAGGCCUGCUUCCCAAACUGUCCAGACGGGCGAGCCCUGAGCUUCAGCCCACAAUGGCCUCUCCGCCCCCCUGCAUGCCUCCCUGGGGCCACAUCCCCGGCAGGCGCCCACCAGGACCGGGAACCAGGAGGCUGCCGAUCCUGCAGACCCAAGCCCUCAACUCAGCCUUCGGUAGAGGCCACGUCAGCGCGGGCAGCUCGGGCCGGCCGUGCCCCGUCGGCCUAACCCUAACCCUAGGCUGCUUCCUCGGACUUCCGUCCCCAGGGGCCUGGCCCGGCAGCCCGGCACUUGGGGGACUCCCGAUUCACAGCGUCGGACUCUGGGUGCCCCCCACGUGGAAACCGUGCCCUUUGGCCCCGUGUAGAACCCUCCUGGCGGCCCACACCUACAUGCCCCCCCUUCCGACCCACACACCUCCGGAGGACACCCACACCAAAAUCCCGCAGCCCGACGGACCGCCCGACCAACGCCCUCAACUCGGC